ACACGACGAAUAGACAAAAUGGCGGACAAAAAUUUACCAUGGGGGCUGAUAAACGACAAAAUAUCACCAGGAUCAGCGAAGACAAUAUCAGAGAGUAAACUGAAAGCUUUUGAAGUAGGGACAAUGAAUGUAGGUAAAAAGUCACUGUCCAAGCGAGAACAAGAGGAGCUACGGAAAAAGCAAGAUGAAAAGGCAACUGCUGAAGUUUACAAGGAGUUUGUGGCAUCAUUUGAUGAUGUUGGAAAAUUGAACAAAACUUGGAUCAAGGGUGGAACUUUCAACCCAGACAAAAAUUCAAAGGAGAAGGGAGGAGGAGGAGGAAAGACAAAGGUGUACAAACCAACGUCUAAACUGGCCGAGCUGGCAUCUACUUUCCAGUCUGUGAAGGAGGCAAAGAAACAGGACGACUUCAUGGAUGAUUCUCAGAGGCCGCCUGUCCCAGGGAAGAAGAAGAUGGAAACAAAGAAAAAGAGCAAUUUGGAGAUCUUCAAGGAAGAGCUGAAGCAAAUGCAACAGGAGAGGGAGCAACGGCACAAGAUGAAGAAAAGGAACCAGCAGCCCCCAGACCCAGGGAUCAUUGCUCCCCCCAUAGAGGAACCUAGCCGUGUCUCCAAGUUUGAACCCAUCCCUACAGACAUCAGCAUUGCAGAUUUAAAGCUUGGACCAUAUGAUCCAGCAGAUGAAACAACCACAAAUAUAUAUGUUGGAAAUAUUAAUCCUAAGAUGACAGAGCAGCAGUUAUGUGAAAUCUUUGGUCGAUUUGGUCCCCUGGCUAGCGUCAAGAUAAUGUGGCCCCGGACAGAUGAGGAGAGGAGCAGGGGACGUAACUGUGGAUUUGUGGCGUACAUGAACAGGAGAGAUGGAGAGAGAGCAUUAAAUUCACUCAAAGGUCAAGAUAUAAUGCAGUAUGAGAUGAAGUUAGGCUGGGGUAAGGCUGUUCCUAUCCCCCCUCAUCCUGUAUACAUCCCCCCAGCUCUGGCAGAAAUGACACAACCUCCCCCUCCCUCAGGACUUCCAUUUAACGCACAACCCCGAGGAAGGGAUCGCAACAGAAAGGGCUACGGAAAAGCCCCUCCCCUCUCAGGCUGGGAAGAGGAGGAGGGAGGAGACAAGAGUUUAUCCAACGCUGUUGUCAAGGUGGUUAUCCCAACAGAAAGAACCCUGCUGAUUCUGAUUCACCGUAUGAUCGAGUUUGUGGUGCGUGAAGGUCCCAUGUUUGAAGCUAUGAUAAUGAACCGAGAACUGAAGAACCCACAGUACAGAUUCUUGUUUGACAACAUGAGCCCCGCCCACACCUACUAUAGAUGGAAGUUAUUCAGCAUCCUCCAGGGGGAUUCCCCUUACAAGUGGAGGACAGAGGAGCUCCGAAUGUUUAAAGGAGGAUCUCUGUGGAAACCUCCUCCUAUGAACCCCUACACACAAGGCAUGCCUGAGGAACUGGUGAGAGAGGAUGUGGUGGACAAAGUAGUGGAACAUCAGGCACCACCUGGACCUAAAAAAGGACAACUAACAGAUAGUCAAAGAGAUCGAUUGGAGGACAUGUUGCGUGAGUUAACCCCAGAAAGAACAAAGGUUGGAGAUGCCAUGGUGUGGUGUUUAGACCAUGCCGAGUCUGCAGAGGAAAUUGUAGAAUGUAUCACAGAGUCCCUGUCCAUUCUACAAACACCAAUACCAAAAAAGAUUGCUAGGUUAUUUUUAGUGUCAGAUAUCCUUUUCAACAGCAGUGCCAAAGUACCAAAUGCCUCUUUCUUUAGGAGAUGCUUUCAACAUAAAUUACUAGAUAUAUUCAAAGAUGUCCAUGAAACCUAUGCUGGUAUUGAUGGACGUUUGAAAGCAGAACAGUUUAAGCAAAAGGUGAUGUCUUGUUUCCGGGCAUGGGAGGAUUGGGCGAUAUAUCCAAAUGACUUCCUCAUCAACCUCCAGAAUGUCUUCUUAGGGCUAGUGACCUCCAAGAUUGAGGAUGAGGAUAACAUAAAAACGGAAGCGGACAUAGAUGGCGCUCCAAUUGAAGACCUUGAUGGCCUACCAAUGGAUUCUAAAGAGGUGGAAAUUAAGACAAUCGACGGCAAACCAUUGGUGGAAGAUGUGGAUGGGGAUAGCUACACAGAGGAACUAGAUGGAGCUCCUAUGGAAGACCUUGAUGGAAGUGUUCUGGAAUCAGAAAAAGAAAAAUCACCACCUCAGCCUAGGUUUGCCAGCUCAAAAUGGGAAACAGUGGACGAGGCUGAAUUAGAGGCACAAGCUAUGACAACAUCUAAGUGGGAUUUGCUGGACCAACAAGAAGAGGAUCCAGAGGAAUCGCAGUCCUCAAAAGUGGAGGAAUCUGAGGACAUUGAUGGAGCUCCAUUAGAAGAUGAAGGAGCUUAUUCAGAAGAAGAGGAUGACUUCAGUAGAAGUUUUGAUGGCUCAAAGCAUGAAAUGACAGAGGAAAGACGGGCUAAAUUGAGAGAAAUUGAAGUGAAGGUGAUGAAAUACCAAGAUGAAAUUGAGAGUGGUAAAAGAUCUCGUAAAUCUCAGAUGAGUAUCUCACAACAGGUGGAACAUUACAGAAAGAAGCUCUUACAAAAGGAAGUGACUGAUUCUCCAAGCAGUAAAGAAAGAAAGCGACAUCGUUCAAGAUCUUAUUCACCCGGUUCUAAGUCUUCAUUCUCGACAAGUCCAAAGCGCAGCUCAUCCAAAAGAUCUCGAAGUCCCAAAAGGUCACGAAGAUCCAGGUCAAGGUCACCUCACAAGCGCUCGUCAUCAAGAAGCCCUAGUCGUCAUCGAAGGAAAAGCAAGAAAAGCAAACAUAGUAGAGACUAAUAAAUAUUGCGACAACCAUCAGACAUUGUGAUUUACCCAUUGAUCGUCAUCUCAUCUUCAUAUAUAUGCAUUAUUGUUUAUGUUGUAAUGGCUGUAUUUUCUCCUACAAAUUCAACGUCUGUGAAUUUUAGUUAACAGUUACAGUAUGUAUCCGAUGAAAGAAAGAAAACAUCUAGAAUUUUUCAGGGGUAGAUUAUUUCUUAGAGAAAGAAUACAGUUUAAGUUAUCUAAAUUAAAUCAACUGUUAAGAAUUUGCAAAGAAAGUAAUUCCAUCCUUGUGUGUCAUAACCGUAACUAGUGCAGAUUGUAUUAUUUGAUGUCCAUGCUACUCGGUGUGUGAUUUAAUCAUGAGAAUAGAAUACAUGUACAUAUAUCUUAAAAAGCAAGAGGAUUUUGGAACAAAAAAUACAUUUGAAGACGAAUGCUAUACAUACUUGAAUAUGUUGUAAGACGUAAGUGAUAGGGCAUUUGAUUACAAGUGUAUAUCAUAAAAUACACUUAGCAAUAUUACAUUACAAUAUUUUAUCUAUUUACUAAAUAACAUGAAAAAAUUGAAAUCAUCAUAAUCAACUAUUGCAUUUAAUUCAAAUGAAAUGCAUGGCAUUCUGGAAGGAAUUGAAUUACAUGAAAAUGAUGGCUUUUGUUUGAAAAUCUGUUGCUUUUAUUUCAAGCAUUCAAAGGCAACAAUUUUCAUUUAUCUUACCAAGUAUCAUGUUCAUUUUGAAAAUUUCAAAGUAAUAUGUACAUUGUAGGUAUUAUUUGUAAAUAUGAAAUGAAUGUCAAUAGUUGUUUGACUAAACAUUACUUGUUGACAUAACAAUGUACAGAUUUCUAAUACUGUGAAAUAAAAAAUAUAAAAAUACAAAGUA
Saccostrea echinata is the source of this 3671-nucleotide messenger RNA. Its product is annotated as U2 snRNP-associated SURP motif-containing protein-like. Gene Ontology annotation, cellular component: nucleus. The record is from RefSeq and is a predicted model, not a curated record. NCBI's taxonomy places the organism in Eukaryota, Metazoa, Mollusca, Bivalvia, Ostreida, Ostreidae. The transcript has 24 exons. Bases 19 to 2802 code for a protein of 927 amino acids. Gene Ontology annotation, molecular function: RNA binding. Gene Ontology annotation, biological process: RNA processing.